Punica granatum (pomegranate) is the source of this 1226-nucleotide messenger RNA. Lineage: Eukaryota; Viridiplantae; Streptophyta; Magnoliopsida; Myrtales; Lythraceae. The record is from RefSeq and is a predicted model, not a curated record.
UGAAGUCUGAACUAUAAUUGAGUUUACGGUCCGCUACGGAACCUUAUCAAUGCGGAGAGAUUUGGGCCUCAGAAAUAUUCUCUGGUCGGUGUUUGACACAAGCCUUCACGCCUCAAAGAACAAGCAAUCAAAGCUAUGAAUCGGGACGCAUUCAGCAUUUCUCAACUGCUCAUUUGAAUCUUUGACUUCUGCUUUUGUGUCUGUCUCCUCAAUUCCCUCCCAUUAAUUCGGAAAUCAGCUGAGCUGACGGUCCCUAAAAACUGAAGAAAGUUCCACCCAUAACUUCAUUUUAUUGUUAUCAAGUCUUUGGGUCUUUGAUUAUAGCAGACUGAGUGAGGACAUGGCGGGGGCUUUAUCGGCAGUCGGGUCGACCGUAGUGGACUCACUCCCUGGUACCGUGAGCAUUAGCAAGGCAAGUAGUGGGGACGGCCGUGUGGUUCCAUACAGGAAGCCAGAGGGGAGGUCUGGCCGGGCUUUCCCACGGGCGGUGGAGCUGGGCAGCUCCUUUGUGGACUGCUGGAGUGAUUGGCGGGUCGAGGCCCGGGUAAUUUCGGGGACUGCUGGUCACCAGAGGCCCAGAAAGCAACGAAGGGACCGGAGGUUCGUGGUCAUGAACGAGGUCGCGGGGCAGUACGAGGACAGUUUCGAGGACGUUAAAGCGCAAAUGUUAAACUACUUGACAUACAAAGCCGCAAGGACGGUUCUUCACCAGCUCUACGAGAUGAAUCCAACGCAUUAUAGAUGGUUUUACGAUUUCAUGGUAAAUAACAAGCCCGGUGAUGGAAAGCGUUUCCUCCGAGCCCUCGGUAAGGAGAGGCACGACCUUGCUGAACGGGUUAUGGUGACGCGCCUCCACUUAUACGGGAAAUGGGUAAAGGAAUGUGAUCAUGCUGCAAUAUACAAAGAAAUAUCGGAUGAGAACUUGGAGUUGAUGCGUGAACGGCUUAUGGAGACGGUGAUUUGGCCUGCAGAUGACACGAACACGGAGAAGAUCGGUUGAUGGAUGCCGUCCCUGCCCUUGCAGGUUUCAAUAAUAAUUUGAUCCCAAGAUUUGUGAUUUUGAUGUCCCAUCUGCGAAUGAGGAAUCAGUGUAUCUGUAAAUGAUUAUAGGAAAGCAAGCAUCCUGCGCGAAUUUUUGACCGAACUCGGGUUAGUUGGAGAUGAUUUUCUUUGGCAGAGACGUGAAACUUAUUUAUAUAUAUCCGACAAGAACGAAACUAUAGGAA